Centropristis striata (black sea bass) is the source of this 2028-nucleotide messenger RNA. It is a transcript of the gene sgms2a, whose product is annotated as sphingomyelin synthase 2a. The transcript has 6 exons. Gene Ontology annotation, molecular function: sphingomyelin synthase activity; ceramide cholinephosphotransferase activity. Bases 156 to 1214 code for a protein of 352 amino acids. NCBI's taxonomy places the organism in Eukaryota, Metazoa, Chordata, Actinopteri, Perciformes, Serranidae. Gene Ontology annotation, biological process: ceramide biosynthetic process; sphingomyelin biosynthetic process. Gene Ontology annotation, cellular component: endoplasmic reticulum membrane; Golgi membrane. The record is from RefSeq and is a predicted model, not a curated record.
CAGUCCAGUCUGAGCAGAGCGACCAGGCAGGGCGCAGCAUCAGACACAUUGAGGGAACUGCAACUACAGGAAGAGGCGCUAGGAGGCCCGAGCAAAGCAGCUGAAAAGCCUCAACCCAGAGGAGCGGUGCCUGUGGAUGGACAGUGCAGGCCGCCAUGACGUCACAGGAGCUUGUGGAUGCGAGAGGCUCUGCAGCUGGAGUAGAAGGUGGUGCUGCACCCAGCAACGGUAAAAUCUGUCCUGUCCACACACCUGGUGGAGAAGAUGCAAAGAGGGGCUUUAGGAAAGGCAUAGGGAGGCAUAAUGACUAUGUAAAGAUUUCCGUGCCAGAGUCCAAAGUCAACCGUCUGCCCAUGGAGUGGUGGAAGACAGCGAUAGUCUUCUUCUACGCCGGCUUUAACUUGGUCCUGACAACAGUCGUCAUCACUGUGGUCCACGAGAGGGUCCCGCCCAAAGAAAGCAGCCCGCCCCUUCCUGAUAAGUUUUUUGACUAUAUUGACAGGGUCAAAUGGGCUUUUACAGUGACGGAGAUCAACGGCAUGGUGCUGUUGGGUAUUUGGAUGGUACAGUUAUUCUUCUUCAGAUACAGGUCCAUAGCAUGCAGGCGGUUCUUCUUCCUCAUCGGCACUCUGUAUUUGUACCGCUGUGUCACCAUGUACAUCACCACCCUGCCUGUGCCUGGCAUGCACAUGACUUGUGCUCCUAAGCUCCACGGAGACUCUCACGCUAAAAUGCAGCGAAUCCUGCAGCUGAUUUCGGGCGGGGGUCUGUCCAUCACAAACUCCCACCUCCUGUGUGGAGACUUCCUGUACAGCGGACACACUGUGAUGCUCACGCUCACCUACCUUUUCAUCAAGGAGUACUCGCCGCGGUCGUUCUGGUGGUACCAUCUGAUGUGCUGGCUGCUGAGUGCCGUGGGUGUGGUGUGCAUCUUGGUGGCACAUGAGCACUACAGUGUGGAUGUGGUCGUGGCGUAUUUUAUCACCUCCCGCCUCUUCUGGUGGUACCACACCAUGGCCAACUUACAGACUCUGAAAUGCUCGCCCAACAACUACCUCACCAACACCUGGUGGAACCCAUUGUUCAACUUCAUGGAGAGGAACGUCCAGACCUCGGUGCCGUGCUCCUACAGUUGGCCCUUCACCUGGCCGCCCGCCUGCCUUAAGAACCCCUGCAAGAAGUACUCCAUGGUACAGAGCACACGAGAGGAGUGACACGACCCCGAUGCCCCUGUCUACUGGACAGGAACAUUAUGAUACCAAAUGCAUAGCUAUGAAAGAAAUGUUUCUGCAAAAAUGAAGGAUAAUCAUAUUGUCUCUAUGUGUUCUUUAUAUUAUGUAAUUUAUUUAUGAGUCCUGCAAAGUCCUUUUUGUUUUUGUAACUGAUUAAUGUGUCAGCUUGCAGGUUUGUUGCAGUAUUUGCAAGACUUAAUUUUAGAUGCUACCAUAAUUUUUUUCAUACUGUAUGUGUUGACGGGGUUUACCUCAAUAUGAUAUCAAUGUGCUCGAGUCACAAGGUGCCUUAGUGUAUUUAAAGUCAGUAGGUGAACUGUCAUUACAAGUCUCGGUGUAUAUGUUUUUGUUCUAUUAGUAUUUUAUUAUUAAUAUUCAUUUUAUAUUAAUUUUAGUAUAGCCUUGAGUGUGUCUAUCCUAGUUGUAGUCUAAACAUCGUGCUAUUGUAUUAAAGUUUAACCAUUCUAAGACGCCAGUGUGUUUUUUGAUUUAUUGAAAUAUUCAGUGAAAGCCAUCAUUAUGAUGUAUAAUGCAAGUGUAUGCUUUAGACAUAUUUUUAUAUUUAAUUGGUCUCUUCAGUCUUGCAAAAUUCCUCACAAAUCACAGGAAAUAUUUAGUUACUAAUUAAUAAUACCUGUCAUACAAGAAAAUCAAGUCAUAAGCUUAUAUGUGUGUUAAAGUGGUAUUACCAUUACUAUUUAGGACAGUAAUGCACUGUAUACACUAUAGCUCUAACUUUAUUUUACAGACUAUUACAACUUAUCAUAAAACACAGCAUUACAUCUAUUGCAAAAUU